AUGUCCCAGAAACAAACACCCAGAGACUUUCUCAAACUCAUUAUUGGACGGCCUGUCGUGGUUAAGCUAAAUUCCGGUGCUGAUUACCGAGGUAAAUCCCGCAAACCUUUUAUACUUGCAUGCAAGGCGUCCUGAUAUCUCUUGACGGAUACAUGAACGUCGUUUUGGAACAAACUGAGGAAUAUGUAGACGGUCAACUGAAGAACAAAUAUGGCGAUACAUUUAUCCGAGGAAACAAUGGUACUUCUUAUUUUUAAUUUAAUCACUCUUCAGUGUUCUACAUCAGCACUCAAAAGCGGGGAGGAUUUAAAUGA
This is a messenger RNA of Spirometra erinaceieuropaei, 314 nucleotides long. Lineage: Eukaryota; Metazoa; Platyhelminthes; Cestoda; Diphyllobothriidea; Diphyllobothriidae. The record is from the annotation of a GenBank genome assembly.